Molecule: messenger RNA, 1542 nt
Organism: Cyprinodon variegatus (sheepshead minnow)
Lineage: Eukaryota; Metazoa; Chordata; Actinopteri; Cyprinodontiformes; Cyprinodontidae
Product: nuclear GTPase SLIP-GC-like
Exons: 11
Coding region: 1-1542 (513 amino acids)
Molecular function (GO): GTPase activity
Source: RefSeq, a predicted model, not a curated record
AUGACAUGUGUUCAUCCUCAGACUUUACAAUCCACCAGUGAUACAAAUUUAUCGAUUUUAUUUAAUGUAAAAAACAUAAUGGCAGAUGUCCAUGCAAAACUGCCUAACCAAAAGGACGCAAAGGUUAACAAUUUUUUGAAGACUAAAAUAAUGAAUUUGGACACGGAAAAAAGAGAGCUGGUUGGAGUCUUUGGGAAAACAGGAGCUGGAAAGACAUCUUUGAUAAAUGCUAUCAUUGAAGAGGAAAGGCUUUUACCAUCUGGAAGUUUCGGUGCUUGUACCUCAGUCAUGAUCAAAGUGGAGGCUAACAGGCUCAACCAUAAAUAUGAGGCAGAGGUUGAGUUUCUCACAAAGGAGGAGUGGAAAGAAGAAUUGAGCAACAGAGAUCAAUUUCCUAAGGAUAACGAAGAUCAGGAGAAAGAUGAAGAAUAUCAUGAUCUUGUUGAAAAACUGUCUGCAAUUUAUGGGGAAGACUGGAAAUGGAAAACUACUGAUCAACUCAUGGAGCACAAAUACUUCAGGGAAAUUCCAGAAUUUCGUCACUCGAUACGAAAAACCUUUACAUGUGAAUCAGCUGAAGCUCUAUCUGCAAAGAUGAUCAAAUACACACGAAGUGACACAAAACAAGAAGGAGAUGAGGUUUUAAAUAGGUGGUAUUGGCCACUGGUGAAGUGUGUCACUGUCAGGGUGCCACAUACAAAUUUUCUACAACAUGUCACACUUGUGGACCUUCCAGGAAAUGGAGACCGAAACAAAAGCAGAGAUGAGAUGUGGAAAGGGAUUGUUAGAAACUGUUCAACUGUGUGGAUUGUAUCUAACAUCGAACGAGCAACAUCAGAAAGCGAAUCCUGGGAGAUCCUAAAAAGUGCAAGCAGCCUCCUUGGAAACGGAGGGGAAUGUCGGCACAUCCACUUUAUCUGCACCAAGUCUGAUGUUAUUGAAGAUUCAAAUGAUAAGGUGGAGAAAACAAAGAUGUUAGUAAAGAACUUGAGAGAAACCUCAGCCAACAAGAGAAAGAGUGGACGUGGUUUUCAUAACCAACUAAAAAAACUGGUCAAAAAUAAAGGGAUCCUAAAACCAAAACAUGGGCGGGAAAAAAACUUGAACACUGAGUUAAUUUCACUUCUGACAGAUAGCAUUGAUGAGGAAUUCAGAAAAACUUUCCCGAAUGACGGAAAAUGUGGUCCAAUCUACGGAGUAAUCAAAGAAGUUUCACUUGAUGUUGAAGGGCUAAAACAGAAGUACAGUGAUGUUGAACUACAGCUGGUAUUUCUGAAGAAUGAGGAAGAACAAUUAAAGACAAAACUGACCAAACUUAUUCGUGACCAUAAAAAAAAAAUCUACAACAGUCCAGCAAAGACAGCUGAGGAAAACCUGAAAAAAUGCUAUGAAGAAGCAGCAGGAUUUUCAGGAACUGGUUUACUGCAGAACAUGAGGGAAACUAUAGAGAGACAUGUCCAUAAAUCAAAGAACAUCCUGUUUGAAAAGGCUAAAGAUGAAAUGUUGGAUCUGCAUAGCAGUAUGGCGGUAUGUUACAUAUAA